AACAAUGGUUGAUAUGUCCGAUUUGAAGGAUGGUGCUUUACGUGAAAUCGUUAUGGAUGAAAGUGUCUUCGGUAUUGAAUUCAAGUCACUUAUUACAAUUGAUGACUUGGAGGAGAUUUUUAAGCAUGAUCAACUAGGCGUCACUAACAUGCACUCAUACAUCCGGUUGUUGUAUGACAGAGUGUUGCGCGGGACUCCGUUGUCUAACAGAUUCCGUUUCGUGUCUUCCGCCCACUGCAGCGGAAUGGCAAUUGCUUCGGAACCGGAAUCAGUUAGACAGCGCUUAGUAGAUAGUUUCAUGUCCACCGGCAAUACAGAAAGUCUGCAUCUUUGGGCGUAUAAUACCCGACCAGUAGGAGCACACUGGUUGCUGCUUGCUAUCAACCCUAUAAGGGAAGUCGUGUAUUAUCUGAAUUCGGUAAAUGGUGAAUGGACCAAUUAUCCGGCCAUGAAGGAAAUCGUUGAUUUAUCAAUACAAGUGUUCCGAAGUCAACGGGACGCACAGGUAUCCCGAACUAAAUCUAACAACAUUACUUGGAUCCAAAAAAUUAAUUUUGUUGUGUUUGAUAUAAGUAUAUUUGAUCUAGCUAGUUUGACAUUUGUUUGA
Messenger RNA from Vicia villosa (hairy vetch), 607 nucleotides. RefSeq lists its product as uncharacterized. NCBI's taxonomy places the organism in Eukaryota, Viridiplantae, Streptophyta, Magnoliopsida, Fabales, Fabaceae. The transcript is spliced from 5 exons. The record is from RefSeq and is a predicted model, not a curated record. The coding region runs from base 5 to 607 and encodes 200 amino acids.